Messenger RNA from Endocarpon pusillum Z07020, 552 nucleotides. RefSeq lists its product as uncharacterized. The record is from RefSeq and is a predicted model, not a curated record. NCBI's taxonomy places the organism in Eukaryota, Fungi, Ascomycota, Eurotiomycetes, Verrucariales, Verrucariaceae. The coding region runs from base 1 to 552 and encodes 183 amino acids. The transcript has a single exon.
AUGAGCCCACCAACUCCCAAGAUUCCAGUUCCCAUUCCCAUUCCCAUUCCCACCAAAACCAACCACGCAGCACGCAACGUCACGACCAAUUUCUCCCCCGCGCCACUCACCAUGCUUCCGCCCUCCCCACUGGCAACCCCACCGUCUAGGCGCGCCUCACCGACACCGGUAGAGUUGAUACAAUCGCUGCCCUGGAGCAGAACGGCGUCUGCAGCGAAAGUGAUAUCUGCGCACUAUUUUUUCCCAUCUGUAUCAGCCCCACCACCCAGACUCGUAAUCUCUUACGCAGAAAAAGACCGUUCCGUCCCGCCCCAAAAAAAAACAAAAACAAAUGAACGUCUCAAAAACUCACAUUGUACAGCGCGUCGCCUUCAUCGGUCACCUGCACGAUCUGCAUGCUUGCGUUCUCAUUCCCGCCACGACCUCAAGGUCCGCGGGGAGGGGGAUCUGGGGGAGACAGAGCAGGCCGGCGCCGGUGUGGUUGAAGUCGGCGACGAGGGUGGUGGUGAAUUCGGUGCUGGUGCUGGCGUUGACGCCGGGGCCGAGGCCUAG